ACUAUUUCCUUUGUUUCUUUCUAGGAAAUACCAAAAUAAAGCAGAUGUUGUGUCCUGUACUGUUAUCUCAAGGUUUUGCAAGUCAUUCUGUUACGUGCUUCUUGGCAGCAGGAAUGUAAACUAAUUCUUUCAGCACUGAACUAGAACCUUGACAAGGUUAAAAUUACAGGUUCAAUAUUGCAUAAACAUGGGUGCAUUUUUGGAUAAACCAAAAACUGAAAAACACAAUGCUCAUGGUGCAGGGAAUGGCUUGCGUUACGGCCUCAGCAGUAUGCAGGGAUGGAGAGUGGAAAUGGAAGAUGCUCACACAGCUGUUGUGGGUAUUCCCCAUGGCUUAGAGGACUGGUCCUUUUUUGCUGUCUAUGAUGGUCACGCGGGAUCUCGUGUUGCAAAUUACUGCUCCACGCACUUAUUAGAACACAUCACUAACAAUGAAGACUUUAGGGCGACAGAAAAACCUGGAUCUGCUCUUGAACCUUCAGUGGAAAAUGUCAAGAGUGGAAUCAGAACUGGCUUUUUGAAAAUUGAUGAGUAUAUGCGCAAUUUCGCAGACCUCAGAAAUGGCAUGGACAGAAGUGGCUCAACAGCAGUGGGAGUUAUGAUUUCACCUGAGCAUGUAUACUUUAUCAACUGUGGUGAUUCACGUGCUGUUCUCUAUAGGAAUGGACAAGUGUGUUUUUCAACACAGGAUCACAAACCUUGCAACCCGAGGGAGAAAGAGAGAAUCCAGAAUGCAGGAGGCAGUGUAAUGAUUCAGCGUGUUAACGGUUCGUUGGCGGUUUCUCGAGCUCUGGGGGACUAUGACUACAAAUGUGUUGACGGUAAAGGCCCCACAGAACAACUUGUGUCUCCAGAGCCUGAGGUGUGUGAAAUUUUAAGGGCAGAAGAAGAUGAGUUUAUCAUCCUGGCUUGUGAUGGCAUCUGGGAUGUAAUGAGCAAUGAAGAGCUCUGUGAAUAUGUAAAGUCUAGACUUGAAGUAUCAGAUGACCUGGAAACAGUGUGCAAUUGGGUAGUGGACACUUGUUUACAUAAGGGGAGUCGUGAUAACAUGAGUAUUGUAUUAGUUUGUUUUUCAAAUGCUCCUAAGGUCUCAGAGGAGGCAAUGAAAAAAGAUGCUGAGUUGGAUAAGUACUUGGAAUCACGGGUUGAAGAAAUUAUGGAAAAAGCAGGUGAAGAAGGAAUGCCUGAUCUUGCUCAUGUUAUUCGUAUUUUAACUGCAGAGAAUAUCCCUAAUUUGCCACCAGGAGGUGGUUUAGCUGGCAAGCGUAAUAUUAUUGAAAAUGUGUAUACUAGGCUGAAUCCACACAGAGACAAUGAGGGGGGUUCUGGAGAUCUAGAAGAUCCGUGGUAGCCUUACAAAUCUGCUAAAAUGCUUUUGAUUCUGAAAGGGGGAAAAAAACUUUUAAAUCUGAUUUCUUCAAUACAAGGGAAAAUUUCUGGUGGAUUUCCAACAUUUUGUGAAAUGGGCAGAAAGAUAAUAGAAUUUUCCAUCAUUUGUUCAUUUUUGUGUUCUCUGAUAUUGCCACUCUUAGCAUUGCCUGUACUACAGUAUUUUUACCAGCCUCAGGCAUACUGAUUACAUCUGUAAUGAACUUUGGCCCUAAAAAAGAAGGAAGGAAGGAAGGAAGGAAGGAAGGAAGGAAGGAAGGAAGGAAGGAAUAUUCUCUCAGCAGAUUGGUGUGUGUACCUGAGGUGCACGGGAUUGUAGGCCUACUCUGAAGAUACACUGUGGCUAAAUGAAACAUGCAACACACAAGCUUGAGAGAGAGUACAAGUAAUUGUUUGAGACAUUUCUUAUUUCACUUUACCAAGUUGGAAGGCUUUGCAGCUCUGUGGCUUGGAAGUAAUUUCAAUUGGGCAAUACGCUAUCAGAUGUGUAUUUUUUUGGUUUUUUUGGUUUUUUUUAAAAUUUUCCAGUUUUACCUGUAUUACCAGACCGUUAGGUCUCCCUGCGGUGUCCAAAUUGUGAUACAUUGCCUACUGCUUGCUUGAAGAUAAGUGUAUUAUUUGGCAAUAAUAUAUGAAGAUUCUAGGCAUCUAAAACCAGUAAGAAUUUUACGCAUGUGUACAACACACCCUUCAACUCUUGCUAGAGAAAAUCUUUUUGAAAAAAAACAAACUGGUGAAUUUAUAGUUAGUAGUGACUUGCUUUGACAUCUCUCACAGCUGCAGGUUUUUUUAAAAAUGCUGAAAAUUUGCCUUUAUUAUAAUGUAAAUUGUGAUUAUUUUUUUGUUCUAUAUGUGGUUUUCUAUAGUUUUUUGAUUUUUUUUCAGCUUAAGAUACAGACAGAAGUCUUGUGUAAUAUGGGUAUAAUUUUUAAUUGUUUGCAUUAUUUUCAAAGUUCAAAUUAUCACUUUGAGAUUACUAUAAAUACACUUAAAAUUAUCUAUUUUAAAUUAAGAAAAUAUUAGAGAUAUUUUCAUGGGUUCAAUGACCUUUCAUUUUAUAAGCAAUGGGCAUGGUACAGAGUGGCUGUCAUGUAAGGUACUUGAAGAUUCUUAGUUUAAUUCUAUUUUUGCAAUAACCUUGACUUUUUUUCUGACUUCUUUGAGUUGUGCAUGUAAUGAGUCCAGUAAAUGCUGAAAAUGGGGAAGAGUAAAGUAUUUAUCUAAAAUAAAAGCUAUUGGGGAGGGGAAACAAUGAAUGUAUCCAUCUGUACAUGAUUUACAUGCUGUGGAUGCCUUGUAAACAUUUUCCUAUUUGUUUAAACUGUGUUUCAGCGAGGAUGUAAUUGCCCUUGUGUGUAGUUUUAAGCUAAUGACAGUCAUCAACUGGUUUUGUGUGAAAUUAAAUUCAUGGUAUUUUUCUGUAACUUUAUCCCCAUGGUGAGUCUGUAAAAACCACACGCUCUUUCAUACUGAUGCCGAAGGCCAGCUUUUCCAGUCAUUUUGAUUCACUGUGUAUCUGAUUUAUUAUUUUUUUUUUUUUGGUCUAGAGAGGAUUAUUGCCACAGUAUAUUUUAUUUAUUCAUUAGAUUUUAGCCUUGUAAGUUAAAGUGUUUUAAAUGAUGAUGUUAACAGGUAUUUGUCCCUUUUACUGGUUUUUUUGGGGUUGUUAAAAGGUAGGGAAUGAAGAAUGCAAAAUGGUUUAUUGUUCAGACUGUCCGCUCUGGUCCAACCCUGUACUGAUAGUACCUUCCCAGUAUGAUAUUGUGAUGUUUCAUACAAUACAGUGAACAUAACCAACUUGUUAUCUUCAAUAAAGGAUUGCUAAAACAGUG
Zonotrichia albicollis (white-throated sparrow) is the source of this 3221-nucleotide messenger RNA. Lineage: Eukaryota; Metazoa; Chordata; Aves; Passeriformes; Passerellidae. The record is from RefSeq and is a predicted model, not a curated record.